This is a messenger RNA of Triticum turgidum subsp. durum (durum wheat), 387 nucleotides long. Lineage: Eukaryota; Viridiplantae; Streptophyta; Magnoliopsida; Poales; Poaceae. The record is from the annotation of a GenBank genome assembly.
AUGACGCUUAAGCUCUUGGCGGAAGUGAGCCCGCAGGAGUUGCUCGUAGCUCUUGCGGAGCUCCAGAACCACGUGCUCGGCUACGUCAAGUCCAUGUCGCUCAAGUGCGCCGUGGACCUCGGCAUCACCGACGCCAUCCACCGCCGCGGCGGCACCGCCACCCUGGCCGACAUCGCAGCCGACACGAAGGUGCACCCGGCCAGGGUCGCCGACCUCCGGCACGUCUUGGAGCUGCUCAGCGAGUCGGGCAUCUUCAGCGCCACCUCCCUCGCCGCUGCCCUCCUUUCUCUGUUGCCGUGGCUCGAACCAACGAAGAAGAAAGGGAAAAAGGAGGAAGAACAGGGACACGGCAAGGAUUUUCCGACCCACGAACGCCUUCAACCUUGA